AGUGAGUGUUAGCGCAGACGCUAAUGACAAGAGUUGUUUCAACAGGCUGCCUGUUUUCUCUUCUUUUAAACUCAUCACACCGGGAUUACAGUUCUUUCUGAAGUCUAUGCGGCGGUUUAUAUCGACAGUCAGACGUCAGCAUGUUUAACCCUCAUCAGCAACAGCAGCAGUUUCAUCAGCAUCUGCGUCAGCUGCAACAGCUGUUUCAGCAGCAGACGGCCCCUCCGCCGCCACCACCCCCUCCACCACCUCAGCCUCCACCUGGCCAUCACAUGAGCCAUCACCAUCAGACCGCACGGCCUAUGGGUGUGCCCACCGGAGCACCACCUUCUGCCCAUAUGGUAAACCUCUGUUCGGCGACUCAAAACAUCAUGGGACACAAUCCCAUGCUACAAGGGGCUCUGCUGAUGCAACAGAUACAGGCCAGUGGCAUGCGUGGAUUUGCCAUGGGUGGACAGCAGUUCCCACAGUUCUUUGCUCCUGGAUCCAGAGCGUCUCUCCUCGGGCCUGUUCCAAUGGGAGUGGCCAUCAAAACUCCACAUAUGGGAUACCCGCGACAUUUCAGCCCACACGCACGUUACUUCAACAAUCAGGAUUUUCAGUCACGUCAACCAGACAGAAAGAGAGAGAUCGAGCAGAAACCUAUGGGGAGCAGCGACAGCCAAUCAGAAGCCAGCGGCAGCAGAGUGGAUGAUGCAGCAGGUGUAGCCGAUCCGGGAUGUCCAUCCACUUCAGAUCAGCCUGAAGAGCCAGAGGCCAAAAAACAGAGAACAGAAGGGUCUGAGGAGCCCGUGGCCAGGGAAGAAUCAGUAAAGAGCGCUGAAUAUAAGAGUCCAGAUCCUGAAGAGUGCACGCUGCAGGAGGGAGGGAGCGUGGAGGAGCCGGUGGCCGCUGAAGCACAUGAACAGAGUCAAGUGGCCACGCAGAUGGAAUGCACCAAACCGUCAAAUCAUGAUGGAGAGAAGCAGAACAGAGAUGUUGAAGAUGACGCCACGGGCUUAAGUACCGCCAGUGAUGUACCCACAGUCUCAGCCAGAGGUCCAGAGGAGAUCAGAGACGCAACGCAAGAGACCUCCAACAAGUUCUUCUGCUAUAUUUGCAACAUCACUUGUCAUAACCAGCAGAAUUUCCAGGGCCAUAUGAACGGACUGAGUCACCAGCAGAAGAUGAUGGAGAUCCAGCACAUGAGUAACGCGUGUCUCGUGACGCUGCUACCACGAGUCCAGGAGUCCUUACAGGGGACUCGUAAAGACGGAGAGAAGAGACCAGGCCUGCAGAGAUGGUGUUCCACCUGCCAGACUCACUUCACCUCCAAUGUGAUGGAGCACCGCAAAACCAGAGAGCACAAGCAGUGUAGUCGCUCGUCUACCUCCAGCUGCACCGUCUGUAAACAGGACUUCACCACAGCAAGAGAGUUUGUGAAACACAUGAAGACUAAAGAACACAAGCAACGAGUCGAACAGUUGUGGAGGGAUUCUGGUAAGGACGGUGUGGAGGAGCUGAACGCUGAGAUAGUAUUGGGCGAGGAGGAUGAUGACAUCAGCGACAACGAGAGGGAGGAGGAUGACGACGGGAAGGUAAAACAUGAGGGUCUGUCUGCGCAGAUGGAGGUCACGCUGGAAGAUCUGACAGAGAACGAGGAGUUUGACGCUGAUAUUGUGUAUGGGUCUAGUUUCGUGGUACCCGUGGCCGGUUUCCUCUGUCGUCUCUGUAAUCAUUUCUAUCACUUUGAAUCUUCUGCUCGACACGCGCACUGCAAGACCCCCAAACACUUUCACAACCUCAAGAAAUAUAAAGCCUCGAAGAAACACGAAGAAUCGGCUUCGACCUCAGAACCACCAGCAGACCUCAUUGGUCCAGAUAAAACCAUUGAACCUCUGUUUACCUCACCCCAGUCCCUCAUCCCGAUGUCACCCCUCCAAACAAUUCAUCCCCUCAUCGGCAUUAACAGACUGAGCACCAGCAGCCUGAGCGAACAUCAGGACCAUCCGCCGUCAUCCCCAAACCAGCAGCAGGAGCCGGAGGAAGUCCUCUCACAAACACUCUCCGCUCCUCCCGGCCAAUCAGAAGCCAUCGCAGGGGAAGAGCCCGGCACAGGAGAGCAGGAGGAAGAGAAGGAGGACGAGAGGCUCCCGGAGGAGAAGGCCGGCAGGGGCAGAGGUCGUGGUGCGGGGAAGAGGCGAGGACGAGGAGGAAAGCGGCGUUGAGACUGACGUUGCGGUUCAGGGGAGAGGAGAUGAUCGGAGCUGCUAUUCAUCCUGGGAGAGGAACCACUUUAGCACAGGACUGCAGUGAAAACAGGCCUCCGUUGGCAGCAUGUCUGGAAGGGUUUGUGCCACUAAACCUGUUUGUAUUAAGAACCUCGGCGCAAAUGCAGGGUGUGCGAGUCUUUAUCCGUGUUUUUUAUUUUGUUCCUUUUGAAUGCCGGAGUGAAAUGUGAAAGCGUUUGUAGUGACAUAGAAUGUAGCAGAAAUGUUUUAUUGAAACGUGGAAGUGUGAUUGUAGAUUUGAAUCCAGCUAAGCAGUUCAACCACACAUCCUUCAUCCAUCCAGGUGACUCCAGUGGGUUUAUAAAUGUCUUCUGAAGCGAAACGAUAUGUUUGUGAGAGGUGAUUUUUGUCUUCUUUUGAUAUUUGUAAAGCCCCACACGUGAAUCAGCGCACAGAAACUGUUGUGUGAGUUGUAAUAAAUCUCUUUAAAAGACUUCUGAAUGGAGAAGCUUCGGGUCUCUGCCUGGUUUAGUUUAACAGAAGGAUAAUAAAACCAGCAUUAACAUGUUUUAUGGCUGUUGAACAGAGUUGAGACGGGAGUCUGCUGAACACAUUGGGACUGCCGUGAUAAAUCUCACCAUUCGUGACAGAUGGGCAGGACCGUAAGUUCUGAUACUGGAUCCAUUUUUCUUGAGAAUUUGACUGUUUUCAGGGUGUCGAGACCGUCUUUGUGUUCACCACAAAUGCAACAAGCAGUCAUGAUGUGCACUUUGGAUCUCAAAUGUUAAUUCCCAGCAUUCAUUACAAGUGUGGGAAUAUUGAUCUGGGAUCAUAUGUUACAGUUUGUCACAUUAAAAUGAUGGAGUAUUUGA
This is a messenger RNA of Triplophysa dalaica, 3082 nucleotides long. RefSeq names its product cdkn1a interacting zinc finger protein 1a (gene ciz1a). The record is from RefSeq and is a predicted model, not a curated record. Gene Ontology annotation, cellular component: nucleus. The transcript has 16 exons. Lineage: Eukaryota; Metazoa; Chordata; Actinopteri; Cypriniformes; Nemacheilidae. Gene Ontology annotation, molecular function: zinc ion binding; nucleic acid binding. Bases 141 to 2207 code for a protein of 688 amino acids.